Phodopus roborovskii (desert hamster) is the source of this 1631-nucleotide messenger RNA. It is a transcript of the gene Ctsc, whose product is annotated as cathepsin C. Gene Ontology annotation, cellular component: lysosome. Gene Ontology annotation, molecular function: cysteine-type endopeptidase activity. The record is from RefSeq and is a predicted model, not a curated record. The coding region runs from base 85 to 1482 and encodes 465 amino acids. The transcript is spliced from 7 exons. Lineage: Eukaryota; Metazoa; Chordata; Mammalia; Rodentia; Cricetidae.
GGAGCCUCUAGGGUCGCCUGACUCACAUCGUGCAGUGUUCCAGUUCUUGCUUUCACUCCCGUCAGCUCCCGGGCGCCAUCAGCCAUGGGUCUCUGGCCCCACUUGGCGCGCGCCGCCCUGUUGCUGGUGUUCUUGGGAGCCUGCACAGUGCGCUCCGACACACCUGCCAACUGCACCUACCCUGACCUGCUGGGCACCUGGGUCUUCCAGGUGGGCCCCAGACGUCCCCGAAGCGACCUUAACUGUUCUGUGCUGGAACCAACAGAGGAAAAUGUAGUGGUUACGAUACACCUUAAGAAGUUGGAUACAGCAUAUGAUGAAUUUGGCAAUUCUGGACAUUUCACCCUCAUUUACAACCAAGGCUUCGAGAUUGUGUUGAAUGACUACAAGUGGUUUGCCUUUUUCAAGUAUGAAAUCAAAGGCAGCAAAGUCAUCAGUUACUGCCACGAGACCAUGACUGGAUGGGUCCAUGAUGUGCUUGGCCGGAACUGGGCUUGCUUUUCUGGCAAGAAGGUGGGAAGUCCUUUGGAGAAAGUUGCUGUGAAUGUGGCACACCUUGGAAGUCUCCAGGAAAAAUACUCCAAUAGGCUCUACAGUUAUGACUACAACUUUGUGAAGGCCAUCAACACAGUUCAGAAGUCUUGGACUGCAACCAUGUACGAGGAAUAUGAGAAACUGAGCCUAAGAGAUCUGAUCAGGAGAAGUGGUGGCCACAGCCAAAGAAUCCCAAGGCCUAAACCUGCCCCAAUGACUGAAGAGUUACAGAAACAGAUUUUUAAUUUGCCAGAAUCUUGGGACUGGAGAAAUGUCAAUGGUGUCAAUUAUGUUAGCCCUGUUCGAAACCAAGAAUCUUGUGGGAGCUGCUAUUCAUUUGCCUCUAUGGGUAUGCUAGAAGCAAGAAUUCGCAUAUUAACCAACAAUUCUCAGACCCCAAUCCUGAGUCCUCAGGAGGUUGUAUCUUGUAGCAUGUAUGCCCAAGGUUGUGAUGGAGGGUUCCCGUAUCUCAUUGCAGGAAAAUAUGCCCAAGAUUUUGGGGUGGUGGAAGAAAACUGCUUUCCCUACACAGCUACAGAUGCUCCGUGCAAACCAAAGGAACACUGUCUCCGCUACUAUUCUUCCCGGUAUUACUAUGUGGGAGGUUUCUAUGGUGGCUGCAAUGAAGCCCUGAUGAAGCUUGAGCUUGUCCAAUAUGGGCCCAUGGCAGUUGCCUUUGAAGUCGAGGAGGACUUCCUGCACUACCACAGUGGAAUCUACCACCACACUGGGCUGAGAGACCCUUUCAACCCCUUUGAGCUGACAAAUCAUGCUGUUCUGCUUGUGGGCUAUGGGAAAGAUCCAGAUACAGGUACAGACUACUGGAUUGUGAAGAACAGCUGGGGCACUCAAUGGGGUGAGAAUGGCUACUUCCGGAUCCGAAGAGGAACUGAUGAGUGUGCAAUCGAGAGUAUAGCAGUGGCAGCCAUACCGAUUCCUAAACUGUAGAGCAUGGCUCCCAAUGUUCCAUAUGGGUCUUCCUUAUUCAUAGAGUGAUUUAGUCACAGGCUUCAGACUUCUAUAACAGUAAUUCCAGACAUAUAUUACUAGGUUUCCAUGAAGAUUUUUGCCUUUGAAUUUAAAAUCACUGGUUGGUU